AUGUCCUAUUUACCUUUGGUAAUGCUGCUGUACAUCUGGUUCGCCAUUUCUAUUCGCAUCAGUUUCUCAUCGACGCCCAAUCCGCUCAACGGCCAACACCUGCGCGUCAUCUGGACACUUUGGAGUGGAAACCCCAAAGGACUAAUUGGACCGCUCAAAGGAGCAGUGCUCUUGGAAUGCAUGUCGAAACGUUUUAAUUUCACGUAUGAGAUGGUUCGGGUGACAGACGCCACACUAGGGCCAUUAGCAAACGGAAAAGGACUUUUUAAUUAUCUACUGGAUCAACGAUGCGAGUUCCUGGUUCACAAUAUAUAUCCAACACUCCGGACGAAUGCAGUCGUCGAUUUGACACUACCGUGGGCUUACGACGAUUACGCUUUCGCCAUCCCCAUCCCCGUUGAAACGGCCAACAUUAACGCCGUCGUCAAACCGUUUCAGUGGCAGAUUUGGCUGGGACUAGGAAAAUCGAUCGUUUGCGUUAUUGCAAUUUUGAAUUUAAUCCAGCGCUACCUGGAAUAUCGAUCCUCACUCGAAACUUCAAAUGUUAGACCCAACGAUAAUAAUAACCCACCGACUGAAAAAAUAAUCACCAAAGGAAGAACCGCAAAACAAUUUCUCUACGUAUUCGGGAACUUACUUUCACAAGGUGGACCUUGUCCAUCGAAAAGAUUACCCUAUCGACUAGUUGCUGGCGUCUGGAUCCUGGCCGCUUUCUUCUUCGUCCAGGCCUACACGUCGACUCUCUUCACAUACGUCGUGACGCCAAUCAAUCAGCCGCUAAUCAACUCGAUCUACGACCUAAUUAACAGCAACGAUAUUAAUCUCUACGUCAGGGAAUCUAGUCUCAUAAAUACUCUAAUAUAUACAGCUAACGAGACAGGACUUUAUAAGACAUUACGAAAAAGACUAGACUCCUUGCCGAAUUCUCGAUGCACAUUGCCGUCGGAAUGCAUUCAAUCUGUCAGACCGGGACUAAGAAACGUCUUCGCCGAGUCAACUAAUUACCUGAACGACGAAAUUCGAAAACACUAUAUAAAAACAGGGAAAUGCAUUGGGCAAAUGGCAAAGGAAAAAUUCUUCGGCAUCACGGUAGCGAUGGGCCUACCCAAAAACAGUCCCUACACGCAAACCAUAACUCAAGUGAUACUGGAACUACAAGAAAAUGGGCUGAUCAACUACUGGGAUACCUGGUUCCGACCCAUGCCACCGCAGUGUAACGGAAAACCACAAAUCAGAAGCAAAAAAACGAAACUUUCGCCUCUUUCUCUCAAAAAUUUGACUGGCGCAUUUUUAGUUUUAUUGAUUGGACUUGGCCUUUCAAUUUUGGCUUUCCUCGUCGAAAAAAUAAUUUCGGUACACGAGCGUCUACGCUAG
Daphnia pulex (common water flea) is the source of this 1374-nucleotide messenger RNA. RefSeq names its product glutamate receptor ionotropic, kainate 2-like. Gene Ontology annotation, molecular function: ligand-gated monoatomic ion channel activity. The transcript is spliced from 9 exons. NCBI's taxonomy places the organism in Eukaryota, Metazoa, Arthropoda, Branchiopoda, Diplostraca, Daphniidae. The coding region runs from base 1 to 1374 and encodes 457 amino acids. The record is from RefSeq and is a predicted model, not a curated record. Gene Ontology annotation, cellular component: membrane.